GCCAAUGUCUAGGCCAAUAUCUGGGCCAAGGCCAAGCCCGCGGCUGCAAGGCUGGCGGCGUGGAUAUAAGAUAGCUGGUCUGCUAUCUUAACACACUUGCUGUGUGCUGUACCUCGACUACAUAUCACCCAACCACCACGCUGACCAUGCGUAUCACCGACCUUCUUGCCGGCGCGUUGCUGCACGCUUCGACUGCACUGUCGUUUGCUUCAGCUGGCCCUCCUGCUGGCCGUGGAGUUUCGAUCCGCCCAAACUAUGCCGCGUCCCCGUACCACCCAGGAAAGCCUUUCCCCAAGUCUCCCAUCCGAACCAAGACAUGCAUGCUCUCGGCUCUCGGUGGCGGCAAAGACGACUCUGCGAAUAUUCUCAAGGCAGUCAAAAAAUGCAAUCACGGCGGCCACGUAGUGUUCCCCAAGGACCAGAGCUUCACCAUUGGCACCGCGCUGGAUCUUACGUUCCUGCAGAGCAUCGACCUGGAUAUCCAAGGCACCAUCCAAUUCACAAACGACACCGACUACUGGCAGGCGAAUUCCUUCAAGCAAAUCUUCCAAAACGCAACGACUUUCUUCCAGAUUGGCGGCCACGACAUCAAUGUCUAUGGCGGCGGCACGCUCGACGGCAACGGCCAGGCGUGGUACGACCUGUACGCAAAGGACAUUUACAUCCUGCGGCCGAUUCUAUUCGGCCUGAUUGGCGCCAAGGGCGCCACCAUCUCAGACCUCAAGUUCCGGUACAGCCCGCAGUGGUACACGUUUGUCGCAAACUCGAGCCAAGUCAUCUUCUCCAACAUUGAUAUUUUCGGCGACAGCACGAGCAAGUCGCCGGCCAAGAACACGGAUGGCUGGGAUACCUACCGCUCCGACAGCAUCGUGAUCCAAAACUCGCACAUCAACAAUGGCGACGACUGCGUGUCGUUCAAGCCCAACAGCACAAACAUCGUGGUGCAGAACCUCGUGUGCAACGGCAGCCACGGCAUCAGCGUGGGCUCGCUGGGCCAGUACCCCGGCGAAAUCGAUUUCGUUGAGAACAUUUACGUCUACAACAUCAGCAUGUCCAACGCAUCCGACGGCGCGCGCAUUAAAGUCUGGCCGGGCGCUUCAUCCGCGCUUUCAGGCGACCUGCAGGGCGGCGGUGGCGGCGGCGCAGUUAAGAAUAUCACGUACGACGGCAUGGUGCUGAGCAACGUCGACUAUGCGAUUGAAAUCACGCAAUGCUACGGCCAGAAGAACCUGACGCUAUGCAAUCAAUUCCCCUCGAACCUCAACAUCUCCGACAUCACCAUCCGCAACUUCAGCGGCACAACGAGCAAAAAGUACGACCCCAACAUCGGGUACCUGGUGUGCUCGAGCCCCGCCGUAUGCUCUGAUAUCUCGAUUGAAAAUAUCAAUGUCAAGAGCCCGAGCGGUACGAAUACGUACACGUGUGCGAAUAUCGAUGGCAUUGACAAGCAGGUGAAUUGCACGGGCAAUGGGGAUAAGGGCGGGCAUUCGAGGAGGAGUUUGUUGCUGUAGAUUCAAGAUAAAAGAUAUGAUUGAUGUGUUUUGUGGUGUGGAUACCCACCAAGGCAGAGGCC
Molecule: messenger RNA, 1573 nt
Organism: Exserohilum turcica Et28A
Lineage: Eukaryota; Fungi; Ascomycota; Dothideomycetes; Pleosporales; Pleosporaceae
Product: glycoside hydrolase family 28 protein
Exons: 4
Coding region: 147-1511 (454 amino acids)
Biological process (GO): carbohydrate metabolic process
Molecular function (GO): polygalacturonase activity
Source: RefSeq, a predicted model, not a curated record